UGAAGUGUUCUAAUUGUUGCAAUUCAGGCUCCUUUUGGGGCACACUUGUCCAAGGAUAUUGUUUAGAGCUUAAAGCGAGAGCUGUACUCGACUUCCAGAGAAUGUGGAAUGUACAUAAGUUCUUCAUCUUCUUUUAUCUUACCACAGAAAUUUGGACACAGAAGUUGUAUUUAUCUCAAAGAAAAGCAGACCUGGGAGUUUAUUUCUCUAGGAAUCACACCGCUGUGGAAGGUAUUCGUUUCAAAAGAUCCAUUUUUCAAGGGCAGUACUGUAGAAGCUUUGGUUGUUGUAAAGACAGAAAUGAUGAGUGUGUCACUGAGUUCUAUGAGGCAAAUGCAUUGUGUUACUGUGAUAAGUUUUGUGAAAGGGAAAUAUCUGAUUGCUGCCCUGAUUACAAAUCCUUUUGUCAUGAAGAGAAAGAAUUGCCACUUCACACGCAGUCUUGGAAUCCAGAAGGUUGCAGCAAGAAUGGUCAACAUUAUGAAGAAGGAACAGUAAUUAAAGAAAACUGCAAUUCCUGCACAUGCUCGGGACAACAGUGGAAAUGUUCCCAGCGGAAAUGCCUUGUACUUCCAGAGCUAAUCGAACACAUCAACAAAGGAGACUAUGGAUGGACAGCACAGAACUACAGCCAAUUCUGGGGAAUGACGUUGGAAGAAGGCUUCAAAUUUCGCCUUGGCACCUUGCCACCCAGCCCCAUGCUCCUGGGCAUGAAUGAGAUGACAGCUUCUUUACCUGCAAGAACUGAUCUUCCGGAGUUCUUCGUUGCUUCCUAUAAGUGGCCUGGAUGGACUCAUGGGCCACUGGACCAAAAAAACUGUGCCGCAUCCUGGGCAUUUUCCACUGCAAGUGUGGCAGCUGACCGAAUAGCAAUUCAAUCGAAUGGUCGAUACACAGCCAAUUUGUCUCCUCAGAAUUUAAUCUCUUGCUGUGCCAAGAACCGUCAUGGAUGCAACAGUGGAAGUGUCGAUAGGGCUUGGUGGUACCUGAGAAAACGUGGACUUGUUUCCCAUGCAUGCUAUCCACUUUUCAAGGACCAAAAUGUCGCAAAUAAUAGCUGUGCCAUGACAAGUAAGGCUGAUGGGAGGGGAAAACGUCAUGCCACAAAACCAUGCCCCAAUAACAUAGAGAAGUCCAACAGGAUCUACCAGUGUUCUCCUCCAUAUAGAGUCUCUUCCAACGAAACUGAGAUAAUGAAAGAAAUGCUGCAAAAUGGACCAGUUCAAGCAAUAAUGCAAGUCCAACAGGAUUUUUUCUAUUAUAAGACAGGAAUAUACAGACACGUUGCCAGCACAAAUGAAGAAUCAGAAAAAUACCGAAAACUUCGCACACAUGCAGUCAAACUCACUGGGUGGGGCACACUGAAAGGAGCACGAGGACAGAAAGAAAAAUUUUGGAUUGCUGCCAAUUCCUGGGGAAAGUCAUGGGGAGAGAACGGCUAUUUUAGGAUUCUUCGAGGAGUAAAUGAGUCUGACAUUGAAAAGUUGAUUAUUGCAGCUUGGGGCCAACUGACAAGUUCAGAUGUAGCAUAACAUAUCAUUAAAUUCCAAUAAGGCCAUGCAUUUAAUUAACCCCUAAAGUUGAAGUUUAGCAAUGUGCGGUUCAAUGUGACAGUGGAAUAUUUAUUUAUUCACACUGUUACUAUAUAGAGUGUAUGUAUUUU
Messenger RNA from Ochotona princeps (American pika), 1663 nucleotides. RefSeq names its product tubulointerstitial nephritis antigen (gene TINAG). The transcript has 11 exons. The record is from RefSeq and is a predicted model, not a curated record. Bases 102 to 1532 code for a protein of 476 amino acids. Gene Ontology annotation, cellular component: lysosome. NCBI's taxonomy places the organism in Eukaryota, Metazoa, Chordata, Mammalia, Lagomorpha, Ochotonidae. Gene Ontology annotation, biological process: proteolysis. Gene Ontology annotation, molecular function: cysteine-type peptidase activity.